This is a messenger RNA of Heterobasidion irregulare TC 32-1, 829 nucleotides long. RefSeq lists its product as uncharacterized. The annotation marks the transcript as partial. The transcript has 2 exons. NCBI's taxonomy places the organism in Eukaryota, Fungi, Basidiomycota, Agaricomycetes, Russulales, Bondarzewiaceae. The record is from RefSeq and is a predicted model, not a curated record.
CCCACAACCAUCGUCCAGUGGCUAUCAGAACAAGACUACAAACUUGAGGCUUUAAGGACUCGACGCAUCUUGAAGUCCCCAGGAUCGCUGACCGCGCUACUCAGCCAUGCACUCAAGACACAUUCCCCCCGAGAUCCUCUCUGAGAUCUUCUUGCAGUGUCUCGACUUCACAUCUUGGAGUGAUCGCGAUGAACCUAUGCUCUGCUCCCCCGACGAUGCGCCUCACCUGCUCACUCAGGUCUGCCGCUCCUGGCGCACAGUGGCCAUGUCGACUCCGCGCCUCUGGUCCACCUUGUCCCUCCCCGAUGUUCCCAUUACAUCCGAGCAAUGUGAAUGCCUAUAUGCACAGGUUCAGGUUUGGCUCUCGCUGUCUCGGUCCUUGCCACUGUCCUUCACGCUACGCAUGGAUGAUGAGGACGCGGUCGCGCUCCACCGGUAUGUCUCCCUACUGCAGACAGAAAUACACCGCUGGAAGGUGGCCCGAUUCGAGGUCUCUCGCAAUUCAAUACGCAGUUUUCCCGUAUUCGAGCCUGGUUCGACACCUCUCCUUGAGGAGUUUUGUCUCAACGGCAUCGUCGACACCGACGGUGAGGGGGUCCCGACGGUGAUGACGGCCCUUGCCUCGGCGCCGCGCCUGUACGAACUUGAGCUCCAUCACAACAAGACAUACCAUUGGGCGCUGCCGUGGGCGAGCCUGACAACAUUGAACAUCUUUGAUUAUACUAGCGACUUCAAGACCGAGUGUCUCGCGCACUUCUGCGAAAUGCUGGGCGCGUGCCCAAGCCUCGAGAGCCUCUCAUUCGGAGUCUCAACCAGCACUAGCGGCCUC